UUCACCCCUUGAUUGAAUAAUAAUAUGGCCUUAAGUUCCGAAACAUAUACACAUUUAAUUUCUUCACAGAAAUAACGUUAGAGAAAAAAAUUUUUGGCUUGACAGGCAGAAGGCUAGGAUUAAACAGGAAGGGAAAUAUGUGCCGGGUGUGUGGGCCAGAAGUCCCCCAACCCCGAGGGGAAUGGAAGAAGGAUGCACAAGCGUAUCAGAAAGACUUAAAUCACUAGAAAGUAAAAGUAAAAAAGUUUAUAAUAAUCGUUCUCGUAAGAGAGAUAGUAACUUUAAAAAAAGAAAGCUAGUACGGGUUGAAGAUGAUAGUAGUGCUAUCACCUGUAGUUCCACCAGUGGAACAGAAAGUAAAAGUACUAGUAGUUCUAGCGGCAGUGAUAGUGAAAGUUAUAAACGUCACGACUCAAAGCGAGAUAAAGUUAACAUGAAAACUUGAAAAAAAUAAAGAAGUUAUACAAAGUAAAUAAUAAACUAAAGGAAACUGAAGAUAUAGCUUUAAGAGAUUUAAAAACUGGCCUUAGCAGCACUUCAAUUGUUAGUAGUAAGAAAGAAUCAUCCUUAAAUCCAUCUUCUGAUGAAGACGAUCAAUGGGUUGAAAAAACCGAUCUUCAUUUAAAAAAAAGAAAUGCAGACAGUGAUGACGACACGAUUGUAGGCCCCCAGCCCGCCACCGGACUUCAAGUUGGACUGCAAAAAGGAUAUAAAGACAUGAUGAUGCCUGGUGAAGCUGAUGCUAUGGCCGCUUUUAUUGAAGAAGGUGUGCGCAUUCCCCGUCGUGGCGAGAUUGGGUUAACUUCGAAAGAGAUUGAAGAUUUUGAGAGCAUGGGUUUUGUAAUGUCCGGAAGUCGUCAUCGGAGAAUGGAAGCUGUCCGUCUUCGUAAAGAAAAUCAAAUGUAUAGUGCAGAAGAGAGAAGAGCUUUAGCAAUGUACAACUUCGAACAAAAGCAAAAGAAAGAGAGGCAGCUUAUUAACGACUUGAGAGAAAAGUUAUCAAACAAACAAUAAAGGCGAACAAAAAAGUAAGUAGAUAGAUUGUACUGAAAAGUAAGAAAAG
Messenger RNA from Zophobas morio, 1063 nucleotides. RefSeq names its product NKAP family protein CG6066-like. Bases 718 to 1014 code for a protein of 98 amino acids. Lineage: Eukaryota; Metazoa; Arthropoda; Insecta; Coleoptera; Tenebrionidae. Gene Ontology annotation, biological process: regulation of gene expression. Gene Ontology annotation, cellular component: nucleus. Gene Ontology annotation, molecular function: chromatin binding. The transcript has 6 exons. The record is from RefSeq and is a predicted model, not a curated record.